Molecule: messenger RNA, 360 nt
Organism: Geodia barretti
Lineage: Eukaryota; Metazoa; Porifera; Demospongiae; Tetractinellida; Geodiidae
Source: the annotation of a GenBank genome assembly
AUGGCUACGUUGCUUGCCUCGCGUCCCGAAAUUUCCCAGGAUCAGGGUGGAUACCCCGUCGCCGAAGACGCCUCGGAAUUCUAUCAUUACGAGGACACUGGCUGCGAAGCUGCCGAUUCCUGCCUCGACUGCCCGCUGCCCAAGUGCAGAUACGACGACCCAGUCUGGUACCAGGGCAUUCGUCGCUUGGCCAAGGACUUCAGGAUCGUGCACGCAAUGCAGCGAGAGUCGUUGAGCAUCGAAGAGACCGCAGAGCGGUUCAACAUCACUCACCGCACGGUGUUCCGCAUUCUGCAGCGGUGCCGGGAAGCGGCGAUGCUGGAUACUUCGGAUGGGGGACAGACGCUCGUCGCCGCUUAG